Molecule: messenger RNA, 6274 nt
Organism: Paramuricea clavata
Lineage: Eukaryota; Metazoa; Cnidaria; Anthozoa; Malacalcyonacea; Plexauridae
Source: the annotation of a GenBank genome assembly
AGUGUUCCGGUUGAGGUUGAAUGAAGCAAAUCUGGACGGUAGGUGUCACCAGUGAUGAUUGAUGGACUUUUGUACCCUGGAAGAUCCACGUAAAGAAGUGAGCCGCUUACGGUCUGCAGGUUUGUUACGAGAAAGUUUAGAACGGAGUCAUGUCUCCACGUGAAUCGUUCUAGAUACGAUUGGCAACCAGCUACUACGUGCAGAAGUGUUUCAGGAGCUAGACAUCGCGAACAGUCGACGUCUGAAGUCGGUGAUAAACCCCAUCUUGCAAGGUUUUGGUGCGUUGGAAGGGAGCUAUUGAUGUAUCGAACUGUAAAGUUGAAUAUAUUUUUUGGGAGGUUCGAUUGGCACGCAGACCAAAUUUUAGUGAGUUGGGAAAGUGAGAACUUUGUUAUAUUAGUGAAGAAAGAGCCUUGACAGGUUAAUUGAGUAUGCAGUUUAUCCUCUUGUCCAGAGCGAAAGUCCUUAAGAACUUGCUUAGUGGAGUUAUAAACGUCAUACUGAAUAUUUUUGCUGUUGCUAGUUGCUUUCCAAAGUUCGUUAAUUGCUUCGUUUGGGGAUGUUUUUAGGACUUUACGGAGAACAGUUUCACAUUGAAUAAAUUUGACAGAUGUGGGACAAAUACUGAGGCCAAAUUUGUUACGGGUUAGGAAAACAGUGCUUAGCGUUCCAGAUAUACUAGGUGUAUCAAGCCAUUUACGGAUAUAACUGUUGACUUUGGAAUCAAUGUUUUCGGUGACCCACGUUUUCGAUACGCUAGAAAUUGUAAAAUGCCAGGAUAAUUUUGACAGAAGAUAUCGACUGUAGAGGAGGAUUUUAUUUUUUGGAUGUAAUGGUUUGGAAUCAAUAUCUGCCAUUAGUUCUUCAACGAGUGAGAUUAGUUCAGACUUGUGGUGUUCGUCUGACAUAUUAAAACUAAAGUAUCUUCCUAAGUGUAGUAGUAAACGAGCGAGAGAAUAAAUCCUUAAAGUUUGAUAAUAUAAACACUAUAAUUGGCGACGACGUAAAGUAAAAGUAUCGACGUUGGUUGAUUUUCAUACGAAAUGGCUAAGGUCCUUGAUUUACCGGCUAUUCCACCCUUUUCUGUGUCUGAAACGAGUUCGUUGGCACAACGUUGGGACAAAUGGACGAACUCGCUAGAUUACUACAUUCGUGCUUCGGGCAUCUCCGAUCAAAAGCAAAAGCGGGCCAUUCUACUUCAUUUAGCUGGUGCAGAAAUACAAGAAAUCUUCGAGACGUUGCCUGAUACUGGCGAUGAUUACAAAACAGCGCUCGAGAAAUUGAAUGAACAUUUCAACCCGUGUAAAAACAUAGCUUUCGAACGUCAUGUUUUCAGACAAGCAACCCAACGUGCCGACGAGUCCAUGGAUGCUUUUGUAACUCGCUUGAGAACUCUUGCAAAAACGUGCCAGUUCGAUACAAGUUUAGAUGAAAUGAUCCGUGACCAAGUCAUUGAAAAGUGUGCUUCGAACGCUCUUCGGCGUCGCCUACUACGAGAACAAGAACUAACAUUGAACAAUUUAUUAUCGAUUGCUCGUUCAUUCGAACUGGCCGAUUGCCAGGCCUUAGAAUCGAACAAAAGUUUGAAUCAUCCACUCACCUCAAUUCCAUCGAACGAAAUAGAGAUUUUCAACAACCACGGCGUAAUUCUGCGAAGCGUGAAGACAAUAAUAGGCAAAAAUGUGUUUGUUAUAAUUGUUGUGGAAACGAAGGGCACCGUGCGAAGGAUGUCCAAUGUCCUGCCCUUGACAAAACCUGCCGACGUUGUGGCAAGACCGGUCAUUUUGCUAGGGUCUGUCGCCAAAAGACCAACAAACCGAAGCAAUACAGGGAGAAUGCUCGACAGCUUGAACAGUCUGACGAUGACUCUUCUGAGAACGAAUGUUUAUUUACUCUCACGGCUCAUAAUGUGCAUCAUCGCUCGGACAGCCUUCAUAUGUUGGAAAUUGAACACAUUCCAGUGCAAAUGCUUAUCGACUCGGGGGCUAGUGUUAACGUCCUUGAUCUCGAGACAUAUCAUCGUCUAAAAGCGCGAAAAGGAGUCCAGUUAAUGCCUUCUACCCUUCGUGUUUACGCAUACGGUUCUACGACCCCACUUAAUAUCAUGGGAACAGUCAGACCCUUCGUGUUUACGCAUACGGUUCUACGACCCCACUUAAUAUCAUGGGAACAGUCUCCGGUCGGGUAAAAUGCAACUCUGCAGAAAUCGUGGCCAAGUUCGAAGUGGUACACAACCAACACGCCGGUUGUCUUCUCGGGCGACAAACUGCCACUCAACUGGGAUUUUUGCGGGCUGGACCUCAAGUUUCGUCCAUCAAUUGUGCAGUAUCUCCCCAUUCCCUUCGCCAACGGUAUCCCAGUGUCUUUGACGGAGUAGGAAAACUCACCAAUUACCAGCAGAAAAUUUCCAUCAACACCAACAUCAAACCUGUUGGUCAGCCCCCACGUCGAAUUCCCUUCCACGCAAGCAAAGCAAAUUUCCGCCAAACUUGAAGAACUCGAAAGGCUGCAUAUAAUCGAGACGGUCCGUGGCCCAACACCCUGGGUCUCACCCUUGGUUAUCGUACCAAAAUCUAGUUGUGAAAUCCGUGUCUGCGUAGACAUGCGGCAGGUAAAUACGGCUGUAAUACGAGAGCGGUAUCCCAUUCCCACAGUCGAAGAAAGCCUUCAGGAUCUCAACGGAGCAGCUGUUUUUUCGAAAUUAGACCUGAAGUGGGGCUACCAUCAAAUUGAACUGGACGAGAAAUCCAGAGAAUUGACCACCUUUACUACUCAUGAUGGCUUGUACCGGUAUAAACGUCUUAUGUUCGGGAUAUCUGCUGCUCCUGAGAUUUAUCAACAUGCUAUCCAACAAGUUCUACACGGUCUACUUGGGGUCAAGAACAUUUCGGAUGAUAUAAUUGUUUUCGGCAAGGACAAGUCAGAACAUGACAGAAAUCUGCAUGGAGUACUUGCUCGACUUCAAGAACGGGGACUUUUUUGGCUUUGAUAUUUCUGCCCGUGGGAUUCGCCCGAACGCCCAGUCAGUCGAGGCUAUUUGUAAUGCACCAGCACCCACGAAUGCUUCAGAGGUUCGCAGUUUUCUGGGCCUAGCCAGUUUCUGUCGGCGAUUUAUCCCAGCUUUUUCCACCAUCGCUUACCCCCUUUCCGAGCUAACCCGUAAAGCUGUGCCAUGGCAAUGGACCAACACCCAUCAAUCCUCGUUUGACAAACUUAGGAAAAUGCUAACUAGGGACUGUGUCAUGGCCCACUAUGACCCUGCAGCUCCCACCCAGUUACGUGUCGAUGCUAGCCCUGUUGGUCUGGGGGCUAUUUUGACUCUGGGGGCUAUUUUGACCCGUCGCAUAUGCCAGUCGAACGCUUACCCCAGUGGAAUGACGCUACUCCCAAACAGAGCGUGAGGCCCUAGCAGUUGUUUGGGGCUGCGAAAAGUUUCACCUUUACUUAUAUGGCACCACCUUUGACUUGCUUACCGAUCACAAACCCCUCGAGGUGAUUUAUAGUCCCACCUUAAAGCCCCCAACAAGACUUGAACGCUGGGGACUACGCCUCCAGCCUUACACAUUUCGCCUGCAGUAUUCUCCUCGUGCCACCAACCCUGCCGAUAUGUUAUCUCGCCUGCCCUUGCCAAACACAGUGCAUCGAGAACGGAACAUUGCGGAGGAGUAUGUCCAUUACAUAGCCCGCAACGCCAUCCCCAAAGCAAUGACCCUUACUCAGCUAGAGCAGGCUACGGCGCGAGACCCCGUCCUCCAGCGAGUUCACCAGUCAGUCGUCUCGGGUAACUGGCAGAAAACUAAAGAAACGGAUCCCUAUUUUCGUGGCUCGCGUAUCGUGGUUCCAGCCAGUCUACAACCUACCACUCUACAACUGGCACACGAAGGCCACCAAGGGAUUGUUCGAACAAAACAGCUCUUGCGAGAAAAAGUCUGGUGGCCUGGGAUCGACAAAGACGUUGAACACUUGAUUCGUUCCUGUAUUUCCUGUCAGGCCCAGUCCUCCCAGUCAUGCCCACAGUCACUUACCAUGACAGAAAUGCCUUCACGUCCGUGGACCGUCUUGCAUGCUGAUCUAUGUGGUCCUUUCCCUAGUGGUGAGUCGCUUCUGGUUUUAGCCGUUGAUUCAUGUUCUCGAUGGCCAGAAGUUUUCAUUUUAAAGAGCACAGCUGCAGCAGUCAUCAUCAAUCGCAUGAAAUGUGCUUCGCUGUGCAUGGUCUCCCAGAAGCAAUCGUUACAGACAAUGGACCUCAAUUCGUGGCAAUUGAUUUGUAUCUUCGAGAGCACGGCAUCACACACCGUCGAGUAACACCUUAUUGGCCACAAGCCAAUUCCGAAGUCGAACGGUUUAACCGCACACUCGAGAAGGCCAUUCGCGCUGCAAAUACCGAAGGAAAAGAUUGGAAAAGCGAGCUCAACACCUUUUUACUCAAUUACCGAGCAACAGCUCAUUGCACUACUGGCAAAUCACCCGCUGUUCUCUUGUUUGGUCGAGAGAUACGCACCAAGCUCCCGUCGUUGAACACUAGCCGUUCGCCAGCUUCAACGUCACCUGUGUCGACCCCGCCAUUCUAGAGCGUGAUCGUUGUCAGAAAGCAAAGAUGAAGAAGUAUGCGGACGAGAAAAGACGUGCAGCACCUUCCAACAUAAAGAGGGGUGACAAAGUUCUUUUGAAGCAAGAACGAAAGAAUAAGUUAUCCACAAAAAAUGAGCCAGACCCAUAUAUAGUGGUAGGAACGAAAGGCACAAGUUUACUUCUAAAGAGACGAGCCGAGCCCGAGAUAAUGAGGAAUUCGUCAGCAGUUCGCAAAUUGCCGCCGGAGGGAACAGAUAGUCAUCCACACGAAGCCAAACGGAAACCAGACCAAGUGGUCGAUACAACAACAAAGCCUAGACCCCAGCGACAGCGAAAACCUCCUGAAUAUCUUGGAUAUGAAAAGUGACAUUCACACAGUCCGGAAGAGUAAGACAGUAUACGAAUUGACAGUUACAAACUCUGACAAUUGAUAUUUAGUUUUGCAUGUUUAUUGACGUUUAGUCAAGCAUUUUCACGUAAAAGAGGGAUGUAGUGUCUGUGACGUCACAGUCACGUGAGGAACACGAGGAGAGACAGAGUAGUGUUGGAGAGAGAGAGUAUUGUAGUAAACGAGCGAGAGAAUAAAUCCUUAAAGUUUGAUAAUAUAAACACUAUACUAAGUAUUGAAAAGCCUCACCGAUAUUGAUCUUUGGAAUUAGUUGCUUGUUAAUAAGUAGUUUAGGCAGGUACGUAUUGGAUUGAUUUUGUUUGAGCUUUUUUGAUGCCAAAGAUACUACAUUUAUCAACCCGAAUAAUCAUGUUGGACCAUUGGCACCAAAUGGAGAACCGGUUUAGAAGAUGUUGAUUUUCAUGUUCUUGACUACUUAUGACGGCGGCAUCAUCAGCAAACUGAAACCAGUGGAUGGGAUUUAAUAGAAACUGUAAGGAGAAACCAAAUUGACGAUGUUUAUCUGUUUUUAUGUGUUGUAUAAAGGUGUUGAAACACAUAUUGAAGAGAAGAGGGCUCAGGCAAUCACCUUGCAAUAUUCCACGACGAACUGGUAUGAAGGGGGUACGGAAUUCAGAUGUAAUUAUUGAAGUUUUAAAAUCGGUAUAUAGACUUUUAAUUAUCAAUUUAACAUGUUCAGGGAUAUGGGGGUAAUCAAGUACGGAUGUGAUCAGAUUAUGAUGAACUUCACAAAAAGCAUUCUUGAGGUCAAGUAGGGUGAUGACUAGUGAGCGUUGUUUGAUUCGGGCUUUAUUUGAUAAUAUUAGCCAUUUGUGCAGUGUGUUCUAAGGUGCCAGACAUGUUAGGUGUGAAUCCAUUUUGUAUAUUAUGUUCUAUAAAGUUAUUAACGGUUAGGAAUGAAUAUAUUGCGUUACGUAGGCCUAGGCAGGAAGUGAAUACUUUUAAUGGUAUGGUCUCCAGUGUGAUGGGAUGUAUCAGUAUCGCCUUUCUUAUGAAUUAGUAUUGUGCAAGCUUUCUUCCAUUCUGAAGGGAUGGUUCCAGAUAGCCACACAGCACAAAUGAGGUCAGUUAAAGGGGACAUGGAGAGCCAGAUGCUUUCGUUUUGCGUAUUAUAUUCGUGACUUGUUGAAAUCCAGCUAGGAAUAUUGAACAAUUUGUUUGGAUGAAUUGCAGCAGGGGUUUUAGUGACGUGGGAAAGGCAUUGCGUCAUGUUGAAAGAUGGUAAUACAGUGUCUUUCUUCCUUAGAAUAUUCUUGACAUAACCCCAGAAAUUUUCCCGAUAUAUUUGUCAUG